AUGCGUAGCCCGGCCAGGAAGUAAACCCGCCAGCCGCAUCAAACACCGGACUGGCCUGUCAAACACGAACCCGGAACGAGAAUGCUUAUUUCGUGAGGAGAAUGAUGUCAUGGUGACUCGACCAGUUUCCAACCAUUAACGCCAAGCAGACUGACUAAAAGCGCGGACCUACUUCGCUUUAUUUUACCUGGAUGAUCCAACUGUCCACUACCACUUCCUGUUUACCCUCUGACCCUGAUUCUUAAAGGCACAGGAUGAGAUAAUCGAAAGCGAUCGAUUCUUCCAGCGUGGAAUGUGGGGGAGGCUGUCCUCACCGACACGGUCCAUGUCCAGCGACGUUGAGGAGACCCCCGACAUGGAUCACUGGUGCGAAGACUGGAUGUCCAAUUUGCCGAAGGAGCUGUUGGACGUCCCGUUGACCCACUUGGCAAUACCGGGUAGUCACGACGCAAUGAGCUACUGCCUGGACAUCUCCUCCCCCCUGGUGAGGUCUGAGUCAGACCUGUUCAAGGUGCUUGAUGGACUUUGCUGCUGCCUCACCAGGCCCACCGUUUUCAAAUGGGCCACCACGCAGGAACGCUGCAUCGAAGAUCAGCUGUCAAUGGGCAUUCGGUAUUUUGACCUGCGCGUGGCCCACAAACCCAACGACCCGUCGUCGGAGUUGUACUUUACACACAUUUUAUACACACACGUCACCGUCCUGGACACUCUGUGGUCCGUGGCUUCCUGGCUGGAGAGUCAUCCCAAGGAGGUGGUCAUCCUGGCCUGCAGACACUUUGAGGGGCUCAGCAAUGCACUCCAUCACUUCUUCAUAUGCAACAUCAAGAAGAUCUUUGGCACUAAACUCUGUUUGCGCCAGGAAGCCGACUGGUCCCUGAGGUCUCUGUGGGCGUCGGGUCGUCAGGUUCUGCUCUCGUACGACGCCGACGUAGCCUCCCGACACGCUGACCUGCUCCCUGGCAUUCCCUACUGGUGGGCCAAUGAGCGCACGGCCUGCAGCGCCAUCAACUUCCUGGAGUGGAACAAGCAGCUCGGAAGGCCUCAGGGUUUCUUCGUGGCGGGCUUAAACCUGACUGCUUACAGGAAUUACAUCCUCACCAACCCCAAGGAGUCUUUACGCACGAUGACCUUGGCUCAGUGGAAGAGCCUAAGCGAGUGGGUGAAGCAGCAGACCCCCGGCUCGGACCCCCACAGCCUCAAUAUCAUCGCCGGGGACUUCGUGGGCCUGCUCCCCCUCUGCCCCCUCGUUGUGGAACUCAACAGGAAACUACUGACGGAUAAAAAGCAGCACACUGAAAACGGAUGCUAACAGAAUCCUCGUGGACAUUUGCACCAGCCAAUCAAGUCUGUUCGUUGAACACUUUUUUAUUACUGUGUGGUAAAUCGUACUGUGAAAUGCAAAUGCAAUAGUUAGCUUGUCGUGGUGGUCACAAUAGUAGGAACAACUGAGCGUACUGUCUGUUGAUGUAUCAAGAGUUACGCAACAACCGGAUUCAUUACAUUCUGCCGCCUAAGGAGGAAAUUGUUUUUUACAAUGAGUCAUGUAGUUGGUCGCUAGCCAAACAUCUUCCUGUAGCGCCCGUACGCGGCGUUACCGAUGACCACCUGAACGACGGCCGAGCCCUCGUCGGCGUCCACGCUGACGUCCUGCACGGCGGCCUCCCUGUACAGCCAACUGAGGAGCACAAAGGUAAUUAUGACACAGCUUGUGGCGUCUGGCCUGAACGUGGUCACCUCACCUGAGCUGCGGUGUACUGAGGUCCACUUUCAGGCUGACGAGACGUUUGCCCGUCGCGGCCACCACGCGCUCUUCCACUGUUAACUUCAGAACCUCCAGACCACGCCCUUCCAGGGCCGAGAUGGCCAGGGCGUCGGUUUCCGUCCAUUCAUAACUGGAAAUCAGAACGUUUGUUUAUUGAUGUGUGCCAAAUAAAAGCCAAAGAAAGAGUGA
Messenger RNA from Syngnathus acus (greater pipefish), 1951 nucleotides. RefSeq names its product PI-PLC X domain-containing protein 1 (gene plcxd1.2). Lineage: Eukaryota; Metazoa; Chordata; Actinopteri; Syngnathiformes; Syngnathidae. Gene Ontology annotation, biological process: lipid metabolic process. The transcript is spliced from 6 exons. The coding region runs from base 293 to 1309 and encodes 338 amino acids. Gene Ontology annotation, molecular function: phosphoric diester hydrolase activity. The record is from RefSeq and is a predicted model, not a curated record.